GACGUGCACGGUUUGGCGGAUAAUGGAAACAGUAGAGCAAGUUAGCCAAUUAAAGAGGCAGUUGUGAGUUGUGCGAGCCAGCAAGGGAACCUACUUGGUGAGGACGACGGUGUGAUAAGUGGAGGUGUGUGCGCGACCGCCCAUCCGGUUAGUGAGUACGUGCGAGUGUAUGCGUGAGAGCGCGCAAACAGUCAGUGCGGGAGAUAAGCGAGAGCGCGCACACGUUGUGAGUGCAUUGCUUCGUGGUGUUUAGGUAGACAGCGGUGUUGGUUAGGGUGUCGCUGUCGCUGCCGGUGUCGAUGUUUAAUGUCGGUGGAAGCUAUUGGACGACACAGGCAACUUCGUAAAUGUCAAGUGUAAUGCCACAAUCGCAAUUGCUUGCGCCUAUAAGCAGUAACAGCAACAGCAACAACGUAAGCGACAAACAGUUGGCGGAGAGUGUGAGUUGUGAGUGGUGAGUGAACGAGCGCGCGGAAAACGGAAACGGAAAGAACCAAAGCAGCGGCGAAAUACAUACACACUACAUAAGCAAUCAGAAUGUGUGUGUGUGUGUGCUAGAAAUGUAACGCGCGACUUUCGCAAAGCAUUCGCCGUCGUGAACGCUGCUGCAAUUCAUUGCACUGAUUGUGUUCGAGUGCUGAGUGAGCAAUAAAAAUCGCAAUCGAAUUGCAUUGAAAGGCGGGCGAGUGGUAAUUAUAAAUUUCACGUUACUUUAAAGGAGUUCGUGGCUUUAAUCAGUGUGCGAGUGACAAGCGAUGCGGAAAGUUCAAGUCGCUGCAAAUCGGUAAAUAUUUGUAAAUGUGCAGUGAAGUGAGCAAAUCACAUACAUACAUACAUACAUAUAUGGUAUGUUUAUAAGAUUUGCGUGUUGCUCUAGUACAAAGGUGCGAAAUAGUACAAUAGAAUUUCAGUGAAAACGAAAAAGUGCCAAAAUUGUUUACCACAUACAUAUGUAUUCAUACCUACAAGAGGCCAAAUUUGAUUAAACAAAAGGUUCAAACACGAAACCAAAUAUAAUUCAAAGAUCUGAGUGUGUACGGUGAUUUGCUUCGAAAGUGUAAAAUUAAAGUUUGUUUCAACUGCCAAAGAGUGAGCUUCAAAGAAAUAGACAGAAAGUGAGGAUAUGCGUGUAAAUCAAAAAUAUCGCCUGACGAGGUAUAUCUAAGAGUAACAGAAAGUGCAUAGAAUAAAUACAGUGUUGGCGAAAAUAUUUCACUUCAUGAUUUACAAGUGAUUUGGGAAUUUGAAUAAAAGAGUUGUGAAUAAAUGUCAAAAUCAAAAUAACUAAGGGAAAUUAUAUACCAAAUCGUACCAAAUCAGAGUUCAAAUUAACUAAUCGAUGAUUACAAUACUUUAAUCAAAAAAAGAAAAAGAAAAAAACUGUGAAACCGGAAAGUUUCCUGAAAACAGCACCAAGUCGGAGCAACUAGACUAAAGGCGGCUAAACCAAAUAAUAAUAACAAAUCCUAAGGCCGCGCGUAAAGGCAACCAAAACAAAGACAUGAGGACAAGUUGCCAUAUUCUUCUGCUUUUGCUUCUUUCACAUCUCGAUGCCACUUUGGCCGAGGUCUUCGACACACAUCUGCGCGGUCCCGGCUUCGUGAUGGAGCCGCCUGGACGUGUGGAAUUCUCCAACUCGUCUGGCGGUUGGCUCGACUGCUCGGCGUCCGGCAGCCCACAGCCCACCAUCGACUGGGUGCACGCGGACGGCACUGCAGUCUCGGAGAUACACGGCGUGCGACGCGUGCUGCGCAACGGCACGUUGGUGCUCUUACCAUUUCCGGCGGCGGCCUACCACCAGGACGUGCACAAUACGAUUUACCGUUGCAUCGCCAGCAACAGUGUUGGGCGCAUCGUGUCGCGCGACGUGCAAGUGCGUGCCGUUGUUGCGCAGGCAUACAAAGUGGAUGUCGAGGUGCUGUCUGCCGCCCGAGGAUGCACCGCCAUACUGCGCUGUGUCGUGCCGACGUUCGUUAAGGAGUUGGUGCGAGUGGUCUCGUGGGUUCAUGAACCUGCUAUCUACAUCUACCCAUCACUGCAAGGAGACGGCAAGUUCCACCUACUGCCGACCGGAGAGCUGCUCAUUCACAAUCUGCAGGAGAGCGAUGAAUCGCAGUCGUUUCGCUGCCGCAGCAUGCACCGUUUGACGCGCCAAGUGGUCGUCAGCUCGCCAACUCGUCUCAGGAUAAAUUCUCACCGUGGCAUCAUUUCACCGAGUGUCGUCGAACAUACUUCCCAUGUACAAGUUUCACAAGAUGAGGGUGCUGUACUGUUAUGCGUAGCUCAGGGUUGCCCAUCGCCGGAGUACAACUGGUACACCCACAACGGUCCCGGCCCACUGCCUGUGCUUAGCGGGCCGCGCGUUCGGCUGCUCGGUCCCAUACUCGCCAUUGAGGCGGUGACGAGCGAGGACUCGGGUGUCUAUAAGUGCACCGCCAGCAAUGUGGGCGGCGAAGCGAGCGCCGAAUUGCGGCUAACUGUUGCCACGCCCAUUCAAGUCGAGAUCUCACCGAACAUACUGAGCGUACAUAUGGGCGGCAACGCAGAGUUUCGCUGCAUUGUGACCAGCAACGGCAGUCCGGUUGGUAUGCAGAAUAUACUUUGGUACAAAGAUGGCCGACAAUUGCCCUCGUCGGGCCGCAUCGAGGACACACUAAUGGUGACGCGCGUGAGCCGUGAAAAUCGCGGCAUGUACCAGUGUGUGGUGCGGCGACCUGAAGGCGACACCUUUCAGGCGACGGCGGAGUUGCAACUAGGAGAUGCGCCGCCAGUGCUGCUUUAUAGCUUCAUCGAACAAACGCUGCAGCCGGGACCGGCUGUGAGCUUGAAGUGCUCGGCAGCCGGAAAUCCAACACCGCAAAUUUCAUGGACACUGGACGGAUUUCCACUCCCAUCAAACGGAAGAUUUAUGAUUGGGCAAUACAUCACUGUCCACGGCGAUGUAAUUAGUCACGUCAACAUUAGCCAUGUCAUGGUGGAAGAUGGCGGCGAAUACUCCUGCAUCGCGGAGAACCGUGCGGGGAAGGUGCAGCAUGCGGCACGUUUAAAUAUUUAUGGUCUACCCUACAUCCGCCUCAUACCGAAAGUUACUGCCGUGUCGGGUGAAACCCUAAACUUGAAGUGUCCCGUGGCUGGCUACCCCAUCGAAGAGAUACAUUGGGAGCGCAACGGCCGCGAACUACCAGAUGAUAUCCGGCAACGCGUGCAGCCGGACGGCUCGUUGACCAUCACACCGGUGCAGAAGAACACGGAUUCGGGCGUGUACACAUGCUGGGCGCGCAACAAGCAGGGCCACAGUGCGCGGCGCAGUGGCGAAGUCACAGUCAUAGUUCCUCCUAAAUUGAGCCCUUUCCAGACAUCGAUUCUACAGCUAAAUAUGGGCGACCGGGCAUCGCUCACCUGUUCGGUGGUGAAAGGUGACCUGCCACUGACCAUCUCCUGGCGGAAGGACAACAGGCCGAUCGAUCCGACGCAGCAUAUGUCCGUGAAGCAGGUGGACCAGUACAACAGCAUAUUGGUCAUCGAAACGCUGGGCUCCGAUCACACCGGCAACUACUCGUGCGUCGUGCGCAAUUCAGCAGCCGAGGUAGAGAACUCUCAAGCGCUGCUGGUCAAUGUGCCGCCACGCUGGAUUGUUGAGCCGGCCGAUGCAAAUGUGGAACGCAACCGCCACAUCAUGUUGCAUUGUCAGGCGCAGGGCGUGCCAACGCCUAGCAUCGUUUGGAAGAAGGCUACAGGUAGCAAGUCGGGAGAGUACGAGGAGGUGCGUGAACGACCUUUCACCAAGCUGCUAAGCAAUGGCUCACUGCUGCUGCAACACGUCAAGGAGGAUCGUGAGGGCUUCUAUCUGUGCCAAGCGAAUAACGGCAUUGGCACCGGCAUCGGAAAGGUUAUACAAUUAAAAGUUAACUCCUCGCCGUACUUCUCAUCCACUUCACGCUCGGUAAUGGUGAAAAAAGGUGACACAGCACUGCUGCAAUGCUCUGUCAGCGGUGACAAACCGAUUAAUAUCGUUUGGAUGCGUUCGGGCAAAAACACACUGAAUCCAUCUACAAAUUACAAAAUUUCGGUGAAGCAGGAGGCCACGCCCGACGGUGUUUCUGCAGAGCUGCAGAUACGGAUGGUGGAUGCAAGCGAUAGUGGACCGUAUUUCUGUCGCGCCAGCAAUCUGUAUGGCAAUGAUCAGCAGUUGGUGCAGCUGCAAGUGCAGGAGCCACCGCAACCGCCCACUGUGCUGGAGGCGGCCAUGAUAUCCAGCCGUUCGGUGAAUUUGAAGUGGCAGCCGAAAAGCGUGAACACAGCGGACAUCUCCAAAUAUAUUGUGGAAUUCAAGGAAAUGGACCCGCUCUUCAUUGAGCAAUGGCAGCAUGUCGAGGUAAAAGAUCCACCCACCUACACAGCCCUGAUUGAAAAUUUAAAGCCCGCCACCCGUUACUCCUUUCGAGUGAUAGCCGAGGGCACCGCUGGACGCAGCGCUCCCAGCCAAGAGUUGGUGGUCCGCACCGAGCCACAACGGCCGGCUGGGCCACCACUCAAUCUCUCCGUUCGUCCGUUGUCUUCCACAGAAUUGCUUGUCAGUUGGUUGGCGCCGCUGGUCGAACUGCGUCAUGGCGAUAUACAAGGUUACAACGUCGGCUACAAGUUGGCCAGUUCGGGUAAUUCUGCUUACAAUUUCACCUCGGUAUCCGGUGACGGCGAUGGCGGCACCGGUGAACUCUUGCUGAGUGGCCUACAGAAAUUCGCGCGCUACAAUGUGGUUGUGCAAGCGUUCAAUCAGGUGGGGCCCGGCCCUCUUUCCGAACCGGUGUCGGCGCAAACCAUGGAGGAUGUGCCAAGUCGACCGCCCGAGGAUAUCCGUUGCGCAGCGUUGACCUCGCAAUCGCUACAAGUUUCCUGGCAACCGCCACCGAUAUAUCACACCAACGGACUAUUGCAGGGUUAUAAACUCAUUUUCGAGCCCAUUCUAGAUGACUUCUCACUCAACAAGGACGAAGUUGAAUCACGCAAGACAACCGCGCUGACCACGGUGCUGACGGGCUUACGCAAAUACACCAACUACAGUAUUCAAGUGUUGGCGCACACACGCAUGGGUGACGGUGCUCUAUCCAACCCAUUGUACUGUCAUACCGAGGAGGAUGCGCCAGAAGCGCCCGCAGACAUUAAGGUGGUCGUUAGCACGCCACAAUCUUUGUAUGUGUCGUGGCUGCCACCAACAGAGCCGAAUGGGGUCAUCACAAAAUUCAACUUGUAUAUGCGUGUGGUAAAUGGCCGAGAGGAAUUGAACAACGAAAAACGAAGCCUGCCGUCGCAGCAAGUACACUUUGAGGCGAAGAAUCUGCAUCCACACAUCGAGUAUCAGUUUUGGGUGACCGCAUCAACGCGUGUCGGUGAAGGCAAGAGCUCACGUGUUGCAUCGCAAAUCACAACGAAUCGUGUGCCUGCGCGCAUUGUCUCAUUCGGCGGUCCCAUAGUGCGACCAUGGCGUUCAACGGUCACAUUGCCCUGCACGGCGGUGGGCAAGCCGAAACGCGAGUGGUACAAAGCGGAAACGCCACUGCGGCAAGGUGGUAUGCACAAUUCACAGUUACUCGACUCGGGCGACCUAAUCAUUUCGAGUUUGCAAAUUUCGGAUAGCGGCAACUACAGUUGUCAAGUGGACAAUGGCAUCGGCACCGAUCGUCUCACGCACGUGCUGCUUGUGCAGGUGCCGCCGUCGGCGCCGGUGCUUUAUGUGACCAGCGCAACUUCCAGCAGUAUUCUGAUGCACUGGAAGUGCGGAUUCACCGGCAAUGCACCCAUCACUGGCUACACGCUCUUCUAUCGGCGCGCCAACAGCAAUAUGGAUGAGAUGCUGCUGUCGCGUCACGCGUCAAGCCACGAGCUGAAGGGGCUGGUUUGUGGCAGCACUUAUCAAAUUCAUUUGACUGCUCACAAUAAAGUGGGCACCUCACCGGCCAGCAUAACUCUACACGUGCGCACUCAAGGCCAGUCACCAGGUAUGCCUUCGACUACGAGCUUGAUUGCGCCCAACUCCACUUCGGUAUUGGUGCGGUUGCACACUUGGCCAGACAAUGGUUGCCCCAUUCUGUACUUUGUUCUACAAUAUCGCCCGGUUACUGAUGAGGCAGAGCGCGACUGGAUACUGGUAUCCAACGCAUUGAAACCGCAACGUCGUUUCACCAUUUCCGGUCUGCAACCAUCGACUCUCUACCAGCUCCGCAUGGAGGCGCACAAUGUGGCCGGCGUAUCACAAGCCGAGUUCACAUUCGUCACUCUCACCAAGGAUGGGGAGCAGCCACCGCCGGAGAUUGUACAGCGCGGCCAACGCGGCUCGAAUGUUUUCUAUGGCAAUGUGAAUCUAUUGAUACCGAGCAUCGCCACGUUGUCUGGCAUGAUUUGCACAAUUGCGCUGGUGGUCAUGUGCUAUCGACACAAGCAAGGUAACCGCAUACAAAAGGAAUUACUGGAAAAUCGGCAGAACUCAGAGGCUGCGCAACGGGAACGCUAUUAUGCCACCAUUCAUAAAGUGUCCAUGCAGAAUAACGACAAAAUACCAGAGACAUCCGAGGAUAUUUCACCGUAUGCCACGUUUCAAUUAUCCGAGACGGGAAACAUGUCACAGCCACAUCACGCCGGCCCGGCUAAUACGCUUUUGCAUUCCUUCAUGUACCAUGAGCGUGCUCUGACCGAGGGCUGCUCGUCACCACCACCCGCAGCGUCCUCGAAGAACCGGCGACGCCACUCGCGCAAAACGGAGCCGGAGAGCGAAGAGUCCGAAUCGGAUCAGGAUCAAUUGACCUCAAGCCGCACAGAGUCUUCCAAUCAGCACGAGGGAAAAAUCAAGCACAGUAUCAUCUACCAUGGAGCACAAUCAAGCACAUCCUCAGAUCUCUCACCAAUGUCCGAACAAAAGUCAUUGCCACGUCGCGGUCGCUCAAGAGCUGGAGGUGUACGCACCCUGCAUCCGUUGCAGCUGCAGGCUGAAUGCACCGUAAUGCCCAGCAGCGGAUUCCACCAGCUGCCCGUCGAGACCGAGCGCAUCGAGCUGUCCGAGGUGGAGUGCGAUGUAGACACACUGAAGAAACUGAAAUUGGGUAUGCGCUCGACGUUGUGGUCGAGACCGUCGUCGACCACUUCACAGCUGCAGCAAAAACAACAGCAACAACAGGAGACGCGCUGCGUGCAGCCACCGCCGCAAAAGACCCAACAACAUGCUCAGCCGGCACAGCAGCAGCAGCAACAACAACCACAACAGUCGCGACAACAACACUCGCCGGCACCGGCCCAACAAAAAUUGCUGAGCGAGAAGUCCGAUUACUCGAUAUCCGUGUGAGAUUAGAAGUUGCAGCAGUUUUAAGGUUGUGGCGCACACAGUGGCCAAGUGGUCACACGCCACACAUAAAAGGGUUUGCUGCUCCAUUAACGGUAAAUUGAUUAAUUUACUGGAAAUGUGUGUCAAAUAUCGGUGUUUGGUGAAUACCUCUAGUCGGGCACUUUCAACUGACCGGAGGGGUCCCGAACGAGGUAUAAAUACCAGUAGUGAAUGAGAAUGUUGAUGUUGUUGUUUUACAUAAAUGCAUAGAUAUAUCAUCCCUAACGAACUUCCCACGCGUUAAGAGUACCCCAUUUGUAAGAACCUUUGUCUCCCACGAAAUUGUCACCCCCUCUCUUUUUCUCGCUGGAAACUCAACUCUGCACACGCCCACAAAGGAAUACAGAUGAAUUUAAACUUUCGGACAAUCAAUCAAAAUUUCUACAAGACUUAAAAUAAUAUAUACACACGAACACACACAUACACGCACGCAAACAUUUUACCCAUGUUUUGGUGAUGACGCAUGUAAAAAUCAUUCCCACAUCCCCCUGAAUGCUUAACCAAAGUCUCAAACCAAACGCCCUCCCCACCACCUACCCAGCGUUUAGUUACUCUUUGUAUGUGUUGGUUAAUAUGUUAGUCAGUAAGAACUUGAGUCAACUUGAGGUUGUAAGUGCGAGGUUUUAUAUAAAUACCUGCUUGUGUGUCCGAUAAAGUCAGAGGUAAGUCAGCAUCACUGUUUAGGAUUAAGGAGCAUACCAAAGCCGAUCAAAUGGAACGAAAUUAGAAAAUAAAGUGUAAAUAAACAUUACUAGUUGGAAACCACGUUAAUUGUAUAUAUGUAUGCGAAUUCAUAUUGGUAUAAUUUUUUAAAAUAGCGAGGAGUUGGCCUCAAGAUUUAGGAAUCAUAAGGUUGUUUAAAGCUGGCUGCCCAGCAAGACGGCGCUAGAGCACGCAUGCUAUGCCAAACAGUUCGAUGCUGCCCACUCUCUCGAAGCCAACUGCUCGUGAGCAUUUACUUUUGUGUUUGUCAUAAACUUAACUGUUUAUAUUUGUAUUUGUAAUUGUGUAUAGAUUAUAGGUUAAGUAAUGAGAUUUUAAUGGAGAGCAUAUUGUUUGUAAUCAUUUUUAUACUGACUGAUGUUACAAAAGUAAGUUAUUGACAUACAAUACGAUUAACUAAAUGCGCGUAUAUUACUUUAGAAGAGCAGUAUGCAUUGCGGUACUUGCCGCUAUCUCACUCUAACAGACUACUAUUUACCGUAUAUCAAGUAAUACUCAAUACUCAUAUUUUUACCAGUCGAAAUUCAGACAACAACUACUCGUUACUCGUAACACGUUAGACAAGUUUCAAUAUGAUGAUUUAUGGGCAUACGGAGAACUACUAGGGUCCUCAUUUACAUAUACUUGUAUAUUAUUAUUGUAUUUGCUUUGAUAAUAAGUAUUGAUGGAAUGUGGAACCUUACAUUCAGUAUGUACAAAAUAUUGUAGAUAAAUAUAAAAAGUAGUCAUUACUUAUUGUUAAUGGAAGAGAAUUUUAAAUUUUGAGCGCAAGUUGAAAACGAGCAAAAAGUAUUAACAGAAUUGCAUUUAUUUAUAACAGUAUUCACACAAGCAAUGUUUAUACUUCAAUAUUCGAUGAACCUCAAGUUUCGGAAUUCUUAAAAGAAAAACAAAACAAAAAAUCAUAAACAAAAAAUAUUACAUUUUUAUAAAGCAAAUCAAACUCGCAUAAUGCUGGAGAUAAAAGAGAGCAGCAUUGUGUCAAUUUAAUACACGAAAAAUUGAGAACGUUCUCUCCGAAAAAAAUACAAAAAAAAUCAAAAAUUAUAAUAAUAAAUAAAUAAGAAGAAGUACAUAAACGAUUUCUUGAAUAUUUUUAUUUUGUCAUAAGAACAUUUCGGAAACCAUGUGCCAAAUUCAAAAUUUAUGAAACAAAAUACAAAUUUAAAAAUUUAAAUAAAUCAUAAGCAUAAUUGUAAGCAUAGACUCUAGCUAGUAAAGCAUAAAUAACGAAAUACAAGGUAUCCAAAAUUAUGCGAAUAAAGUCUGUAGUUUUGUAAAAAAAUCUGUAUUUUUUAGCAUAAAAAAAGAGAUUCAAAUAUUAACCAAAAUACUAAAUAAUCAAAAUCGUGCAAAAUUUAUGCGCGAAAAAUGAGUAAAUGAAAUCAAAAAUGCGCGACAACAAAUAAGAAGGUGAGGAAAGCGAGCAAAAUGAGGAAAGGCAAGCAACUGUUCGAACUGCUCCGUCUGAACUGGGCCAAAUUCGCAUGAACGCCCAAAAGUAGGCAACACUAAAUUUGCUCACAAAACUCAGUUAGCUUGCAAUUAGCACAGUCUAGCAUACGGCGGUUAUACUUCUAGAGUUACUUGCGUUCUUACACGCGCGGUGCUCAAGCCAACGAACCAAAUCGUAAUCAAAUAACAACAACAAAUAAAUGAAUAAGUGACGCCGAGAAUUAUGAGAAAACUAUUAUCAAUUAAACAUAAACUAAGUAGUGAAGUAUCUUUCGAAAUUCAGCUAAAUACAGUUACUCGUAGGUAUAUAUAUAUACAUAUAUGUAAUUACAACAAUAUUGUCUGAUAUAACAUAUGAAUGUAAAUAUAUUUAUUUCCGAAACUCUUAAUGUUUAGACGUAAACAAUAGAACGAACUCAGCUACAGUCCGAGCGCGGGUUACAGCGUGUGCCAAAAAUACUGCUAUACUUUCAACCAAUACUUUGCAAACACCCACAACUAACUAACCCGAAAUACAAUACAAAAACAAAAAUAAAAACAACUGCAAACAAAAACCGACAAAUAUAUUAAGAGAGAAA
Bactrocera tryoni is the source of this 10128-nucleotide messenger RNA. RefSeq names its product Down syndrome cell adhesion molecule-like protein Dscam2 (gene Dscam2). The transcript is spliced from 22 exons. Gene Ontology annotation, molecular function: protein binding. Lineage: Eukaryota; Metazoa; Arthropoda; Insecta; Diptera; Tephritidae. The record is from RefSeq and is a predicted model, not a curated record. Bases 1502 to 7333 code for a protein of 1943 amino acids. Gene Ontology annotation, biological process: cell-cell adhesion.